Messenger RNA from Talaromyces amestolkiae, 981 nucleotides. RefSeq lists its product as uncharacterized. The transcript has a single exon. The record is from RefSeq and is a predicted model, not a curated record. The coding region runs from base 1 to 981 and encodes 326 amino acids. Gene Ontology annotation, cellular component: cytosol; cytoplasm. Lineage: Eukaryota; Fungi; Ascomycota; Eurotiomycetes; Eurotiales; Trichocomaceae. Gene Ontology annotation, molecular function: carboxy-lyase activity; hydrolase activity. Gene Ontology annotation, biological process: secondary metabolic process.
AUGACUCCGCCACUCAUUACGCUCGAGGAGCACUGGUACUCCACGGCGGUCUUAGACUCAUUCGACAAUUCGAUGAAAGAAGGCAUCAAGCAAUGGCCUGGAGCACUCGAGAGACUUCUUGAUGCCGGUGAGCUCCGCUUGAGAGAAAUGGAUAAAGGCAAAGUAACUUUGCAAGUCAUUUCCCAUUGCGCAGCGGACAAUCCAUCACCAGAAGUCUGCCGGGCCGGCAACGACCAGUUGGCCAACGAAGUCCGCAAGACAGAAGAGGCCUCCAAGCGGUUUGCUGCAUUUGCCGUCCUCCCCAUGGCGCAUCCAGCCGCGGCCGCCGCAGAACUCGAACGGACAGUGAAAGAGCACGGGUUUUUGGGAGCAUUGGUAGACCACAAGAGUAGAAAGGGGUACUGCGACGGGAUCGAGUAUGACGAUCUCUGGAGAAAGGCGCAGGAGCUUGAUGUUCCGAUAUAUCUACAUCCAUCAAGACCAGAGGACGAGAUUUUCCGACAAGCAUACGCAGGCAACUAUUCUGAUCGCGCGACAUCAGUCAUAGGCGGCGCAAUGUGGGGAUGGCAUAGCGAAGUUGGAAUACACAUCUGUCGUCUACAUGCAGCAGGAGUCUUCGACAGAUUUCCUAAGCUGAAGAUUAUUAUUGGCCAUUUUGGGGAAAUGAUUCCAUUCAUGUUACAGCGUAUCAUAGACCAGGAAGUGAUUAUGGGCCAGCGGGAACGGCCCUUUCGGGAAGUUUGGGAUGAAAAUAUCUGGAUUACCACCUCCGGUGCAUGGAGUUUGGAUCCAAUGAGAUGCAUUCUGAGCAAUACGAAGAUUGAGCGCAUCUUGUAUAGUGUUGAUUACCCGUUUACGACCAAUGAAGCCGGGCUCAAAUGGUUUGAGGAACUUGAAAAGAGUGGUCUGGUAACGAGUGAAGAGCUGGAUUUUAUUGCGUACAAGAAUGCCGAGAACUUGCUUGGUAUUAAGGCUCCCUAG